AUGUUCCGAGGAGUCUGUUUGGGAUGUUUUGACGUAACUCUAGUCUUCCUCCUGCUGUGCUCCGUCACAGGCUUGCUGCUGAUGGAUCACCACAGAGAUGCAGAGGAUAACCACGAACGCAACAAAGCCAUUUUGGAAAUGUUACAUAUUAAUAAAGUGUCUGCUAGCCACCAGGCUAAGCCCCAUCCCUACAUGAGGGGGAUCUAUCAGCGUUUUGACUCACUGGAGGCUCAGGACUUUGGGAGUUCAGAUGGAACGCUGGUGCAGAGUUUUCGGAGUGUUGCUGCUCCACCUCACACUCCUCCAGGAUGGAUCUGGUUCAAUGUCAGCAGCCUGAACCCCUCCAUGCUAGGUGCAGAGCUGGUUCUGUUCAGGAAAACCCUGCACCCCCGUCCCAUCAGUGUGACUGUCACCCUGCACAGUGUCACAGCCUCACAGGGAGCUCUGAAGGAAAGUCCUGCCCUCGAGGAGAGACUUCUGACCCUGGACCAGCGCUCCUCAUCUGGAUAUGAUGUGUUUGAUGUGUCAGCUGUUCUGCGUGUGAGGCCUCUGGAGGUGGUGGGCUUUCAGCUGCGUUAUACAGAUGAGAGUGGGAGUUUGGUCCUUCAUGAAGCUCUAACACAGAGUCUUUACUGUCUGAACAGAGGCUCCCUGAGUGAACCCUUACUGGUGCUUUACCAAUCACACCCCCUCCUCAUCUAACUCUGUCACCAGGACCACUAUUAGUGUCAGGCUGAUCACAAGUGUUUUUGUUUUUAAAAAAAAACAUAUCUCAUUCACCUCUCAUCUGGUGGACACUACGUGGAAAUAAUAAAA
Molecule: messenger RNA, 816 nt
Organism: Epinephelus moara (kelp grouper)
Lineage: Eukaryota; Metazoa; Chordata; Actinopteri; Perciformes; Serranidae
Exons: 2
Coding region: 1-702 (233 amino acids)
Source: RefSeq, a predicted model, not a curated record